AGGUGAAAGUUAUAGUGUUGAAGUUUGAAGUCAAGUGUAGCAAUGAGGUUAUGUGAGGUGGAGUAAUCGUUAUGGAAAAUGGAAAUAUGGAGUAAUCCAUGAUUUGUCAAGUUCUUAACAAACGGAAAUAUUUCUUUGCACUAAUGAUAAGAAAUGGACAUCACAACAUUAUUUAAAGCCUGCGUGAAGACUGUCCGUACUACAAACAAGUCCUUGGGUGUGAAAGAACAUAAGCAAAAUGUGCUUGGUCGAACACAAAAAGAUGUUCAUCUUGCGAAGGCUAAGGAAGUCGUUAAGCAAAUUACGAAUUUGCAAAACUUUUUCCUGGAGAAUAAAGCUGCUUACCUGAAUGUUAUAAACUAUUUAUCCACAAACAAAACCAUGACAGAGGUAGAUCGGGCUGAGAUAGAUACCAUGGCAGAGAAUAUUAUUAGUCGGUGUACACACUUGAUAACCGAAUACAAAAAAGAAAUAGCGGGACUUCCGAAAAGUAAACAGAAGGAGGAACAUUACCAAAAUGUUAUAGAAACGUUAGAACGAUACCUGAAGUGUGUAUCUAAAAUUUAUACAGAAGCUAAAGCGGUUCGAGUGAAAAGAGUAAUAGAAACUCAUAAACUCUCAAAACUGGAAACUAAACCCAGCAAUCAUCGUGUUGAAAAUAAUGAAAAACUUGACAAAACAAGUUUAGAAACUAAUUCCGAAGAGCCUCGCAUUCCACAAAGUCCUGCUGUAAAUUAUGAUGAGGAACUUUCUACAGAAGAAAUGCAGAUGUUCGAAUCUGAAAAUGACCUUCUGUAUAACGAGUUAAACAGCAUUUCAGAUGAAGUGAAACAAAUGGAAAGCAAAGUAGUGCAUAUUGCAGAAUUACAGGAAUUAUUCACUGAGAAAGUCCUUCAACAGGAAAAAGACAUAGAAAGAAUAGCUACAACAGUGGUGGGUUCGACAGAAAAUGUAAAAGAUGCUAAUGAACAGAUUAGGCAAGCCAUUCAAAGGAAUGCCGGGUUAAGGGUUUGGGUUCUAUUCUUCUUGUUAGUUAUGUCGUUUUCAUUGUUGUUCCUAGAUUGGUAUAACGAUUAGUUAAAUAAUGUUUGCAAUUAGAAGCUCUUAAGUAUUUGAUACAGAUUUUGUAUAUUUUUUUGUACAGUUUGUAUGGUGUUUGGUGUAUUUUCCAAAAAACGCAGUCUUGAAAAUAGUUAUAUUCCUUUUUAUUCGCAUUAAACAUAAAAUUAAUGAAAUAUCAUUUAUAAAAUUUAAUGCUGUUAAAAGAUGUAAUUUAGAUAUUUAUAGAAUAUACAUGUUAAUGUAUUGUUUUCAAGGGGAUAAAGGAAAUAAAUUUUCAGAAUACAU
This is a messenger RNA of Anoplophora glabripennis (Asian longhorned beetle), 1347 nucleotides long. Its product is annotated as syntaxin-18. Gene Ontology annotation, cellular component: SNARE complex; endoplasmic reticulum. The coding region runs from base 154 to 1077 and encodes 307 amino acids. Gene Ontology annotation, biological process: retrograde vesicle-mediated transport, Golgi to endoplasmic reticulum. The record is from RefSeq and is a predicted model, not a curated record. The transcript has a single exon. NCBI's taxonomy places the organism in Eukaryota, Metazoa, Arthropoda, Insecta, Coleoptera, Cerambycidae.